GCGAACGUCUGAGACACUGGUACGAGCGUACGGUCCACGCCAUAAAGAUUUGCUGUUUUGAAAGUGUCCGUCAAAGGUGUCUUUUUGUGUGAUCUUUCUAGUGAUCGGUCGGAGAAGUACAUAUUUCGAAGAAGUUUUUACAGCACAAUUCAUUCCAACAACUCGUUGCCACCAUGUACGAACGUCAGGAAUCGCAAGGGCCCACGCUCAAGGAAGGUGGCUCGUACAUUAUGGAAGGACAUGAAUCGGCCGAAGCGAAGAACGUGUGCAUCAUAUUCUCACCGGAGCAGGAGGAAGCCGGCGCGCUGGCUAAGAUGCUGAAGAUCUUCGACGAUCAUCGGGUUAAUCUGCUGCACAUCGAGUCGCGCUCGUCGACCCGUGGUCCCGGUUAUGAGUUCAUGGUGGAGUGUGACGGUAAGGGCGGUACUCUGGGGACAGCCAUCGAAGCCAUCCGUGAGCGCAGCAACUACUUCAACAUCAUCUCACGGGACUACAAGGAUAAUGAAGCAACGGUUCCGUGGUUCCCGAGGCGUAUCCGUGAUCUUGAUCGGUUUGCGAACCAGAUCCUUUCGUACGGUGCCGAGCUCGAUUCGGAUCAUCCCGGUUUUACCGAUCCGACUUACCGGGAACGGCGCAAGUACUUUGCCGACAUUGCGUUCAACUACAAGCACGGUCAACCGCUACCGCAUGUCGAUUAUACGGAGGCUGAGAUCAAUACCUGGCGUACGGUGUUCAAUAAUCUGACUAAACUCUACCCAACGCAUGCCUGUCGCGAACACAAUCACGUGUUUCCGUUGCUGAUCGAGAACUGUGGUUACCGUGAGGAUAACAUCCCGCAGCUGGAGGAUGUCUCGAACUUCCUGAAGGAUUGUACGGGCUUUACGUUGCGACCGGUUGCGGGGUUGCUGUCGUCCCGUGACUUCCUCGCCGGGCUUGCCUUCCGGGUGUUUCAUUCGACGCAGUACAUCCGUCAUCCGAGCAAACCACUCUACACACCGGAACCGGACGUGUGCCAUGAGCUGCUGGGCCAUGCACCCCUCUUUGCGGAUCCUUCCUUUGCGCAGUUCUCGCAGGAGAUCGGUUUAGCAUCGCUCGGUGCUCCGGAUGAGUACGUCGAGAAGCUGGCCACGUGCUUCUGGUUUACGGUCGAAUAUGGAAUGUGUCGCCAAAAUGGAGCCCUGAAGGCGUACGGUGCGGGGUUGCUGUCCUCGUUCGGGGAGCUGCAGUACUGUCUCACCGAUAAGCCGGAGCUGCGCGAGUUCGAUCCGGCCAAAACAUCCGAACAAAAGUAUCCGAUCACCGAGUACCAACCGGUGUACUUCGUGUCCGACAGCUUCGAAGAUGCAAUCCAGAAGAUGAUCAACUACGCCAACACGAUCCCGCGCCCGUUCGGUGUCCGGUACGAUCCAUACACGCAGAGCAUCGAGAUCCUCGACUCCGUGCCGCAGAUCAGCAACCUGAUGCGCAACAUUCACAACGAGUUCGAGGUACUCCAGAACGCAUUCAAGAAGCUCUAGGGGAUGUGUAUGUGUGUGCUGAGUGCGCGAAAUAGGUGCUAUAGAUUUAGGUUUAACGAAACAUUUAACUACUAGAGGUUAUAGUUUUAAGAGGCUCUACAAGCUGCUCUGUUAUUGUGUCGAGUUUUUUUUUAUUCUUUGUUUGUUUAACAGCAGCGCCCAACAAGUGCAAAAUAAAGCUCAUUGCUCUCUCUAUGUACGACAA
This is a messenger RNA of Anopheles darlingi, 1722 nucleotides long. Its product is annotated as protein henna. The coding region runs from base 174 to 1517 and encodes 447 amino acids. The transcript has 4 exons. Lineage: Eukaryota; Metazoa; Arthropoda; Insecta; Diptera; Culicidae. Gene Ontology annotation, molecular function: phenylalanine 4-monooxygenase activity; iron ion binding. The record is from RefSeq and is a predicted model, not a curated record. Gene Ontology annotation, biological process: L-tyrosine biosynthetic process; L-phenylalanine catabolic process.